Molecule: messenger RNA, 2092 nt
Organism: Arachis stenosperma
Lineage: Eukaryota; Viridiplantae; Streptophyta; Magnoliopsida; Fabales; Fabaceae
Product: transcription termination factor MTEF18, mitochondrial-like
Exons: 2
Coding region: 148-1833 (561 amino acids)
Biological process (GO): regulation of DNA-templated transcription; chloroplast organization
Cellular component (GO): chloroplast
Molecular function (GO): double-stranded DNA binding
Source: RefSeq, a predicted model, not a curated record
CCAUGUAAUAUAGGACACUGCGUGUUUUGAUUUCCUUCCACCAGAAAUUCUGGUCUGUCUUUGUUGUGCGUCUUCUCCGACACGGUAACAUACUAACAUGCCAACCUUAUUCUCAAAUCCUCCAUUUCUCUGCCGACACUUGAUGCCAUGAACCUCUUUCUCCUCCAAGUGCCCAUGUUCUCCUUGUUCCUCCGCCGCCAUUUCUUCUCCACCAAGCUCCCUACCCUCUCCAAGGUCCCCACGCGUCACAGAACCUUCGCUCUCCGUGAAGCCCAGAACGCCCUCACUGACUACCUUCAUGCCACCAGGUGCUUGCAAUUUACCUAUGCAGAGCACAUUGGCAACAAAGCCCUUUGUUCCCUCAUGAGUCUCAUUGCAAAGGUAGAUUUUUCAGCCCCUACUUUCUCUAAAAGCUUUCAGAAGUUCCUUAGGUACCACCCUAUUAAUGAAUUCGAGGUCUUCUUCGAGAGCAUAGGGAUAGAGUACAGUAUGGUGUCUGAGUUGUUGCCUCGUGACAAGGUGUUCUUUUCUGAAGAUGUGAUCCUCUUUAAUGCUGCUUGCACUCUUUGUGAUUUCGGGUUUCCCUGGGAGAAGUUGGGGUUGUUGUAUAUGGCAGAAAGUUCAAUAUUUGGCAUGAAUGCUGAACAGUUGAAUAGAAGGCUUUGUGGAUUUAAAGGGUUUGGUUUUGGUAGCGUUGAGGUUAUUGGUAUAUGUUUGGCUUUCCCUUUUGUUUUACUUGAGGAAGGCCAAGUGAGAGCUGGAAGAAUUGAGCGACUCUUAAGUGAUCUGAAAUUGAUAUUUUUGGAUUUUGGGUUGGGAAGGUUUGUUGAGGGAGAUGUGGAUUCUUGGCAUGAUAUGUGUAGAAAAUUAAGGGUGUUUUAUGAUUUAGAUAGUCGGAAAGGUGAGUUAGGCGAACUAAUCGGAAGGCAUAAAAGUAUAUUUAUCGAUUAUAGAGAAGAAGAGUUAGUUAAUAAAGUGGAUUAUUUCUGUAGAUUUGGUGUGAAGAAGGAGGAAGUGGCUCAAUUGAUUUUACAAUGCCCGGAAAUAUUGAAAAUGGAUCUGGAGAAGCCGGUAUUCAAUGUAAUGAAGCUGUUGACACACUUUGGCCUUAGCACUGAAGAUAUGGAGGAAGUAAGUCGGAGUUAUGGUCAUGUUAUGGGAACAAAUAAAAUGGCUAAUCUUCCUAAUGUAAUGAAGGCUUUAGGCUUACAAGAGUGGUUCUUCAAGAAAAUCAAGGAUGGAAAUCAUAUGUUGUUAGCAGAUUAUAUCGCAAGAUAUCCUAAAGAAGAACAGGAUCUAGAUUAUCAAGAAGGUUUAAGGAUAAUUAGAAGUUUAAAAACACGGGUUCAUAAUAUCGGUAAAUUAAAUUUCUUGCUUGGCUUGGGCUUUGGAGAAAAUACUUUGUCCAUAAACCUUUUGAAUCAUCUUCAUGGCACUAGUACUGAGCUGCAUGAAAGAUUCGAUUGCCUCCUACGUUCAAAGAUUGAAUUCUCCCGGCUCUGUAUGAUGGUAAGAACAACCCCAAGGAUUCUUAACCAAAAUUCGGAAACCAUUGAGCAAAAGGUGAAUUUCUUCCACCAGGAAAUGGGAACUACUUUAAAUCAUGUGGAAACUUUUCCUGCAAUAUUGUAUUAUCACUUAGAGGACCGGAUUAUACCUAGGUACAGAUUCCAUAAGUGGCUUUCAGGAAAAGGUCUGAGUUGUAAGAAAUAUUCUAUUCGAAGUAUGAUUGCAAACAACGAAAAAAAGUUUGUAGCUCGUGUCUUCAAAAUUCAUCCAGCUGCUCCAAAACAUUGGUUUGAGCGAUUCCGGCAUGGUAAGUUGCCAGUGUAAUUAUUUUGGUACUGAAACCUAACAUUGUAUAUGGUAAACUUCACUCAAACGAAUAGCUUCGAAUACAUCUGUACAGAAUAUUCUUUAACUGAUGUUGGAAAACUUUGUGACAAAGAUCUAUGUAUAAAAAAUAGGCUGCAAAUAUCUUAGUUUAGAGAAAGCAACUUGAACUUCUGCAAAUGCUGAUUUCAGCUUUCAUGAAGUAUUUAUGUCAAAGGUUCUCUAAUACACUAUUCGUUUAAAUAUUGUUCAAUUUUAC